AUGGCAUUAUCCAAAGAUACGAUGUCGAAAUGCUCAGAACACUUGAGUGCUUACAAAUCCGCUUGUGAAGACGACCCAGACCUCAAAUCAUUUGAUUCUGCGCUUCAGCAGCGAACCAUCAAAGUGAUAGACUCGCUCACCGCUGGAGCCGAGACUGGGUUGUCGUCCCAACACGAAGUACACAAGGAGGUCUCCCAGCACCUACUUGAAGUUAGCCAAGAUGUGGCAAAGUUCAUUCUUGAAAGCAAAGACAAUGUGUGGGAGAGCGAAGCUCUAAAAUCUUUGGUCAUAGCCUAUUUUGAAAAUACCGUGAAGACUUUAAAGAUUUUCAAUACUAUAGAGAGUUGCGUCGAGGACGCAGAGAUGGGCCAACUUCUCAUUCGAGAUGCCGUGGCAGAGUUUCAGAAAGAGUCGGCAGAAGCGAAUGUUGGUGGAACAAAGAAAAAGUAUGAAAAAACCUUGAAGGUUCUGAAGAAGUUUAAAGCCAUGGGAGAUCCCUUUGAUGGCACAGUGCUCAAGACUCAGUUGGAGUUGAUCAAAAAGCAGCAGGAAUCCCUUCUGGAAGAAGUUUGUGAGGCUAUUAAAAAGCUUCAAAUGGAAAUUACUAAUCUGGGGAAAGAAAGUUCAAUUGCGAAUGUGUUUUUUGGGGCUGUGUUUGCCGUUGUUGCCGCCGCAUCGAUAGCUCUAAUGGCAACAGGCUUUGGCGGCUUUGGGGCUAUAUCGUCAACACUGAUUGUGGCGGGAUGGGCUGGCGUCGACACUGCCUUGCGUAGAAAGAAUGAUGCUCUGAAGAAACAGUUGGAAGGUCUGGAGACGGGUAUAAAAAUCAACCAAGAAGCGAUGGAGACCGUAUCUAUUCUAGUCGAUGGUCUAGAAGACCGUAUCCAAAAUAUGUUGAAACUUGUAGAUAAUGCUAUUGAGAAUGAAGACGAUGAGGCGGACACAAGACUUGUCCUCAAAGUCAUCAGUGAUAAAGUAGAGAUAUUAAUAGAGAAAACUAAGGACGUUGGUGAAAGUGUGAAAAAUCAUAGCAAACUGAUCGCAGAGGCCAGACUUCAUGUUCUGCAAAAAAUCAACAGUUCUGGAUGA
Molecule: messenger RNA, 1089 nt
Organism: Camelina sativa (false flax)
Lineage: Eukaryota; Viridiplantae; Streptophyta; Magnoliopsida; Brassicales; Brassicaceae
Product: UPF0496 protein At3g28270-like
Source: RefSeq, a predicted model, not a curated record